UGUUGGAGGAGACUUCCAAGUCAACUAAAAUAGCAGGGUCGUGUGUCUGGGUCAAGCUAAAGGCUAAGCUGGGAGCACAUGUUAUUGCAAGUUACUCACUUUGUUUGGAUCUCUGCUUGGUGUUCUUUGUGAAAGUAUUGAGUGUCAGCGUCACAACUCACAAAGAAAUCAUAAUGGUGGCCUUCCUGUUGAGUGCAUUCGUUCAAGCACUCUUGCAAGUCUUGCUGGACAGGUUGGCUUCUCGUCAAAUUCUGAAACUGUUUCGUCAGAAAAUUUCAGCAGCAAAUGAAGCACAAGCAGCAGCCGAGAAGCUGAAAUUCCAACUGCUAUCGGUGAAUACAGUACUUGAUGAUGCAGAGGAGAAGCAGAUCGUCAAUCCAUAUGUCAAGAUAUGGCUUGAUGAGCUUCGAGAAGUUAUCUACAAGGCGCAGGACGUUCUAGACCAAAUUGCUCUUGAAGUUGACCGAUCAUACAAGGCCAUGGACAGGGUAAGAGAAUUCUUGCAUAUUACCAAUAAGUUGACUUCUAGUCUUGUUGAGAUAAACAGUAGAAUACAAAUUUUAAGGGAUCAAAAAGAUUGCUUAGGCCUCAAAGAACAACUAGAAAAGCGAUCUAGCCUGUAUUCAAGUGGUACUGAUCUAUUGUAUGUACCGACAACCCGUAUAGUAGAUGAGUCCAAGGUAUUUGGCAGAGAUAAUGACAAAAAGCAAAUCAUUCAAAAAAUGAAAGAUGCGAUGGAGCAGAAAGUGGAACCUGUAUGUGUUGUUGCAAUUGUUGGGAUGGCAGGGGUCGGAAAGACCACUUUGUCUCAGCUCUUGUUCAACGAUGGUGGGGUGGUGCAGAUGUUCGACACGCUGUCUUGGGUUCAAGUUUCGGGGGAAUCCGAUGUGGUCCACUUAACCAAGAAGGUUUGCGGGUCAGUAAGUGAGAGCUUGGACGCGCUUCAAGUCCAGCUAAAUGAGAAGCUGAAAACACAGAGGAUGUUGCUUGUUUUAGAUGAUUUUUGGUCCUUGAACUCUUUUGAUUGGGACCUUUUCAAAAUGGUAUUUGCCAAUGCAAUGCCUGGAAGUGUUAUUCUUGCCACCAUGCGCAAUAAAAAUGUUGCAGAUACCAUGCAUGCUGCUGUCACUUAUCCACUUUCCCCACUAUAUAAGAAUUGCUGGGACAUCUUUGCCUACUAUGCUUUUGGAAACAGAAGCCCUGAACCUGAUACAUCUGAUCCAGCUUUGGUGGAGAUUGGCAAAAGAAUAGCAACAAAAUGCAAAGGUCUUCCUUUAGCAGCAAAAGUUCUGGGGAGUCUUUUACGUUCAGUGACUGAUGUUGGAGAAUGGAACAACAUACUGCAAAGUAAAAUGUGGGAUCUGCCAGCUAACAAGAGCAACAUAUUACCUGCAUUGAGAUUGAGCUAUCAGCUUCUCCCUUCGUAUUUGAAGGCCUGCUUUGCUUAUUGUUCUCUGUUUCCAAAGGGAUAUGAUAUUGAUAAGCAGAACCUAAUCCAUUUAUGGAUGGCUGAGGGUUUUCUGCAACCAUCAAAGACUAAAACGAUGCACAGAGUUGGUGAGGAAUACUUGCAGGAACUGUUGUCAAGGUCACUACUACAACGAUCAACCAAGAGUGAGUCAUGUGUUGCAAUGCAUGACCUCAUAAGUGACUUAGCACAAUACGUGGGGGGCGAGUUUUUCCACUCCAUUGAGGAAGGUAACUUUCAGAUGAUCCCAGAGAAAGUUCGUCACCUGUCAUUCUCAAAAGGUCUGCCUGAUAAACCUCCAAAUUAUUUUUCACAGUUAAGAACCUUUCUAUCAUUUAGAGAGGCAAACUCUAGUGCAUCUGGUGCAUUAACUAAUCAAUUUUUUUAUGGAUUGAUACCAACAUUUGAGCGUGUUCGUGUUCUUUCUUUGCCUGAUUAUCCAAUUUCUACGUUGCAUAGUAUUGGGCACAUGAAACAUUUGCGGUAUCUGAAUCUUUCUGGCACAAUGAUUGAAGAAUUACCAGAAUUCGCAAGUUCCUUGUAUCAUCUACAAAUCCUGCUGCUAUCAAACUGUGUUUAUCUCAAAAGUUUGCCCAAAGAUAUGGAGAAUUUGACUGAUUUACUCCAGCUUGAUGUUACCGGUGCUCCCUUAAAAGAAAUGCCACCAAAUUUUGGUAGAUUGAAGCUUCUUCGGCAUCUUACUACCUUUGUUGUGAGCGAAAGCGCAAGAUCAAGCAUUACUGAGUUGGGAGCUCUAUCUCAACUUCAUGGUUCACUUUCAAUUGUGAAUCUACAGUAUGUCAAUGAUGGCAAGGAUGCACUAGGGGCCAACUUGAUUGAGAAGACAUUUCUUGACGAGCUGGUGUUAAAAUGGACCAAGACUAUCCAUGAUGUAGAAAAUGAAGCAAUCACUCUUUACAACCUGAAGCCAUGCACAAAUCUGAAGAAGCUUGAGAUAGAAAACUAUGGUGGUAACACAUUCCCAGAUUGGUUAGGCAACCCUUCAUUCUCUAACUUGGUGUCUGUAAAACUCAUUCAUUGCAGCUUCUGCUUGAGUUUGCCACCACUUGGGCAAUUAUCCUCCAUGAAGACACUCCUGAUAGAAAAAAUGACAUGGCUAGAAACCGUGGAUUUUGAAUUCUAUGGAAAUAGAAAUUCACCCUUCAGGUCCCUUGAAACUUUGACGUUUAAGAACAUGCCUAGUUGGAAGAAGUGGCUGCCAUCAGAUGAUGUUCAAGAGCACUUCCCUUCUCUUAAAGAGCUUCACAUUUUGAGUUGUCCUAAAUUUGCUGGGAACUUACCCCAACAUUUGGGUUCUUUGGAAAAACUAGUCAUUGUUGACUGUAGCAUUGUUACCGACUCACUUCCAAGGGUUCCAUUGUUGAAAGAACUGGAGCUAACUAAUUGUAAUUCAUUGGUUUCCCUGCCUGAAGAAAUGAUGUGGGGGAACCAACAAAUGACCAAGGUGACUAUAUGCAAUUGUCAGUUGCUUCAAUCUCUGCGUACUCUGCUUUGCACUUGAAAGACAGUUGUCACACGCUGCAAGUGUUUCUCUUAUCUUCUUUUGGGGCCCUUCAGGAUCUCCAUAUACAAGGCUGUCCUAAUCUUCAAUCUCUUGAGAUAUCAAGCGAUUCUACUGAGAAUUUGUCGCACCUUAAGAAGGUGCAGCUAAAGGACUGCCCCAAGCUAGUGUCUUUCCCGAGUGGAGGGUUUCCUACUAAUCUUCAAGAGUUAUCAAUUUGCAACUGUGACGAAUUGUUGCCCGAAGCAGGGUCUAGUCUUCGUCAAAUGACAUCGCUUGCGUACUUGGAGAUUAAGGGGAAGUUGAUUGGUUUAGAUUCAUUUCCAGAUGGAGGACUGCUUCCAUCUUGCUUAACUGAUCUUCAUAUCAUAGGAUUUGAAGAUCUCAAGUCUCUGAGUCAUGCUGGUCUUCAACACCUUGUCUCUCUCAAAAGUCUGAUGAUUGAAAGUUGCAAGAAGCUAGACUCUCUACCUGCGGAGGGGCUUCCAGCUUCCUUAUCAAAACUUGAUAUUGUGGAUUGUCCAUUGCUUGCUCCUCUCUGUCAGCCUACAGGAAGCUAUUGGUCCCUCAUUUCCCAUAUCCGCGACAGAAACAUUGUGCGAAGAAAUGAUAUCUAGAAGAAUGAAUAACUGGAGUGUUCCUUUGAUAAGUUGCCAUUUCUGCUUGUGUAUGAAUCUCCUUGUGCUUUGGAUCACAAUAAGUGCAAUGUUCUGUUAAUAUUUUUGGAAUGCAUCAAGAUGGCCUGCUUUCUGUGCUUUGUGCCUGAGGUCGAUACCCUGGUCUACCUUUGACACUUCCCAGAAAAGGUUUAUGGUGGAGAAGCUAGGGUAAUUAACCUGAGCACUUUUCCAACUCUAGCUGGGAUAUAUUGCUUAUAUGAAUCUGGGGAGUACUAACCACAUCUGGCACUGUCGCGUUUUCAGAACAAAAUCCUGUGUUUGGUCGGAAUUUUCAGGGUACAAUUCUUGUUCUGCAUAAGCAAUUCAGAGAUGAGAGAUGGCCAAAAUAAGACUUCAAAAAGGCAAAUAAAUUAAGCCUGUUCUUUUUUCUAUUUUUUUUUUUGGACUGGAAACUAAGCCUAUGGUUGAAACAAUAUAUUUAUACAUAUGUCAGCAUAUGUAGAGGAAUUCGCAGUCGUAUUUAUCUAUAGCUUCGUUA
This is a messenger RNA of Arachis ipaensis, 4148 nucleotides long. RefSeq names its product putative disease resistance RPP13-like protein 1. The record is from RefSeq and is a predicted model, not a curated record. Gene Ontology annotation, molecular function: ADP binding; protein binding. NCBI's taxonomy places the organism in Eukaryota, Viridiplantae, Streptophyta, Magnoliopsida, Fabales, Fabaceae.